AUGGCCUGUGAACAGUGGGUAGUAUACUACUCUUGCGGCUGCGAGGUCACUUUGAGACGAGAUACUCCCGACUGCGACGGAAGCUGCGGCGACGACGACACUCUCACCUUCCUUCCUGACCAGAACUCGGAAGACGUCUGCGGAGCCUGUGACCGUGGUCCGGUGUACAUGUCGCCUCCAGCAAGCAGCUCUGAAGCGGAGGACGACGAUGAGGACGAGAACGACGAAGAUGAAGGUGAUGAAAACGAUGAAAAUGAGAACGACGAAGACGAAGACGAGGAUGAUGUGGUAGUCAUAGAUGACGAUGACGAUGAGUAG
Messenger RNA from Nannizzia gypsea CBS 118893, 318 nucleotides. RefSeq lists its product as hypothetical. The transcript has a single exon. Bases 1 to 318 code for a protein of 105 amino acids. Lineage: Eukaryota; Fungi; Ascomycota; Eurotiomycetes; Onygenales; Arthrodermataceae. The record is from RefSeq and is a predicted model, not a curated record.